AUGGCCGAUCUUGACACUCUCGAUCUCAUAGUCCUGGGAGCCAUUCUCCUGGGCACCAUUGCCUACUUCACCAAGGGCAAACUAUGGGGCGUCGUCAAGGACCCCUAUGCCAGCUCCUUUGCGGCCAAUGCCGGCCAGAAGCCAGGUCGCACCAGGAACUUUAUCGAGAAGAUGGACGAGACCAACAAGAACUGCAUCGUAUUCUACGGCUCCCAGACCGGCACCGCUGAGGACUAUGCUUCGCGUCUGGCCAAGGAGGGCAAGAGCCGCUACGGUCUCAACACCAUGGUCGCUGAUCUUGAGGAUUACGACUACGAUAACCUCGACGAAUUCCCCUCGGACAAGAUUGUCAUGUUCGUCCUCGCCACCUAUGGUGAGGGUGAGCCCACCGAUAAUGCUGUCGAAUUCUACGAGCACAUUCGCAGUGAUGACGUCUCCUUUACCAACGGCAGCUCCCUGGAAAACCUCAAGUACGUCGCCUUUGGUCUCGGCAACAACACCUACGAGCACUACAACUCCGUCGUCCGCCGCGUUGACGAGACCCUCACCAAGCUCGGCGCAACCCGUAUCGGCGUUGCCGGUGAAGGUGACGACGGCGCCGGUACCAUGGAGGAGGACUUCCUCGCCUGGAAGGAUCCCAUGUGGGCUGCACUCGCCGAGAGCAUGGGCCUCGAGGAGCGCGAGGCUAUCUACGAGCCUACCUUUGCCAUUGUCGACCGCGAGACUCUGACAGCCGAUUCCGAGGAAGUUUACCUCGGCGAACCUAACAAGAACUAUCUCCAGGGAACCCCCAAGGGCCCUUACAACGCCCAGAACCCCUACACCGCUGUGGUCGCCGAGUCGCGUGAGCUCUUCAAGUCCAAGGACCGCAGCUGCAUCCACAUGGAAAUCGACAUCUCUGGCUCCAACCUUUCCUACCAGACCGGUGACCACAUCGCUGUCUGGCCGUCCAACGCCGGCUACCAUGUCGACCUGUUCCUGAAGGCCCUCGGCCUUACCGACAAGCGCAACGACGUCAUCAGCAUCAAGGCACUCGAACCCACUGCCAAGGUCCCCUUUCCUACGCCCACCACUUACGACGCUAUUGCGCGCUACCACAUGGAGGUUUGCGCCCCUGUAUCUCGCCAGAUGAUCUCGACCCUCGCCCCCUUCUCGCCCACCGACAAGAUCAAGGCCGAGAUGACGCGCCUCGGAAGCGACAAGGACUACUUCCACGAGAAGACAGGUCACUCAUUCUACAACAUUGCCCAGUUCCUGACUGUCCUCGGCGAUGGCGCCACGUGGGACAAGAUUCCCUUCUCCGCCUUCAUCGAGGGCCUUAACAAGCUCCAGCCCCGCUACUACUCCAUCUCGUCCUCGUCGCUCGUCCAGCCCAAGAAGGUCGCCAUCACCGCCGUCGUUGAGACCCAGGUGCUGCCAGCGCAGGAGGUUCCCUUCCGCGGUGUUGCCACCCAUUUCAUCGCCGCCCUGGCCGACAAGCAGAAUAACGGCGCCAAGUCGGACGUCUACGACCUCACCUACCAGAUCGUCGGCCCCCGCGCGCGCCACACCGGCACCCACCUGCCCGUUCACAUCCGUCACUCUAACUUCAAGCUGCCAUCGGACCCCGGUCGCCCUGUUAUCAUGGUCGGUCCCGGCACCGGCGUUGCACCGUUCCGCGCAUUUGUCCAGGAGCGGGCCAAGCAGGCCCAGGACGGUGUCGAGGUCGGCAAGACGCUGCUCUUCUUCGGCAGCCGCAAUGCCAAGGAGGACUACCUCUACGAGGAGGAGUGGACCGAGUACAAGAAGGCCCUUGGCGACAAGUUCGAGCUCGUCACGGCCUUUUCGCGCGACACCGCCAAGAAGGUCUACGUCCAGCACCGACUCAAGGAGAACGGCGAAGAGGUUCACGAGCUGCUCCAGAAGAAGGCUCUCUUCUACGUCUGCGGGGAUGCCGCCCGCAUGGCUCGCGAGGUCAACACUACGCUUGCCCAGAUCAUUGCCGAAUACCGCAAGGUCACUCCUGCCAAGGCCGACGAGGUUGUUAAAUCGAUGAGAGCCGCCAAUCAAUACCAGGAGGAUGUUUGGUCUUGA
This is a messenger RNA of Cordyceps fumosorosea ARSEF 2679, 2073 nucleotides long. RefSeq names its product NADPH-cytochrome P450 reductase. Gene Ontology annotation, molecular function: FMN binding; flavin adenine dinucleotide binding; NADPH-hemoprotein reductase activity. The transcript has 2 exons. NCBI's taxonomy places the organism in Eukaryota, Fungi, Ascomycota, Sordariomycetes, Hypocreales, Cordycipitaceae. The record is from RefSeq and is a predicted model, not a curated record. The coding region runs from base 1 to 2073 and encodes 690 amino acids. Gene Ontology annotation, cellular component: cytosol.